This is a messenger RNA of Priceomyces carsonii, 345 nucleotides long. RefSeq lists its product as uncharacterized. Lineage: Eukaryota; Fungi; Ascomycota; Pichiomycetes; Serinales; Debaryomycetaceae. Bases 1 to 345 code for a protein of 114 amino acids. Gene Ontology annotation, molecular function: catalytic activity. Gene Ontology annotation, biological process: DNA repair. The record is from RefSeq and is a predicted model, not a curated record. The transcript has a single exon.
AUGGUAAGUUAUCCGUCUCCAUUCUUAAAGAUUUUUCUAACUGUUACAGGUCACAUUGCGUACUUGUUGGGCAAGCCUGAAAAUUCUCGACAGGUCGGCACAUCCUUAAAACACUGUGCAUACAUAAUAAAGGAGCUAAACGAAGUGAAUGACAUUGAAAUAAACUUGAAGAACCUACCAUGGUGGAGAGUGGUUCUGAGCAGUGGCAAGAUAUCACGAAGGGAAAAUUCAAAGGGGCAACUUGAUCAAGCGCGUAUUUUGAAGUCAGAAGGCGUAGAAGUUCUGGAAAGCUAUUCGAUAGAUCUAGAUGAAUUUGGAUGGUUUCCUGAGGAGGCUGAAAUCUAA